UCUUGUCAAGGACUCAGAGAGUUACUAUAAUCUUAAUUACUAAAAAGGUACUUUUAUUUUGCGACGCCACAGAAAUGGAAAAUACUCAUGCAAGAACAACUUUAGCAUUUAUCCAAAAAAGGAAGAAUAUUCCGGAAAUAAUUACACUCGAUGGGACUACUUUAACGAUACCGGAAGUCCUUGCAGUCAGUAUUGAGCCAAAAUUGAAAGUAAAUAUUGGCAAGAAAUCAUUAAGCGAACUAGAAGCAAAUGCAGCAUACUUAAAAAAGAAGUUAGAAAAAGGACUCGUGGUUUACGGGAUAAACACGGGGUUUGGUGGAAGUGCCGAUGUUCGUUCGUGGGAAUUUGAGGACGUACAGAAAGCGCUGAUUCGUCAUGUUAAUGCUGGAAUGGGGCGGUUCUUUCCAACUGACAAGGUCAGAGCUGCGAUGGUUACAAGGGCAAAUUGUCUUUCAAAGGCAUAUUCUGGCGUACGUUCUGAGGUUGUCACAAAUCUGACAGAUCUAAUAAAUACCGAUAUUUCUCCCGAAGUUCCACUUCGAGGUUCCGUCAGUGCCAGUGGGGAUUUGAUGCCUCUAAGUUACAUUGCAGCAGCCAUAAUAGGGAGAAAAGAUUUGAAAGUGUCUAAAGGAGGGAAGAUAAUGUCUUGUCCAGAGGCUCUUGCAGAGGCAGGGAUAUCACCAGUUGUUCUUGGACCAAAGGAAGGACUUGCAAUAAUUAAUGCAGAUUCAUUCUCUGCCGGAUUUUCAGCUCCAACUCUGUAUGACGCAAAUCUGCUUCUACUUCUUACCCAAGUAUGUACCGGGCUGUCAAUUGAAGCUUUGGAAGGAAGAACGGAAAGCUUUCAUCCUCUUAUACAUAGCUGUCUUCCGCAUAUAGGUCAGAAAGAAAUAGCAAGUAACAUGCUGUCAAUUCUGGAAAACAGCAAGCUAGCUAUCACGACAUUAGACAUGAACCUACCAGAUAAAUAUGGAUUUCUGAAGCAAGAUCGUUACAGUUUGCGAAGUUCGGCACAAUGGCUUGGGUCAGCUGCUGAAACUCUAAAUGAAUCAUGCCGAAGAAUAACAAUUGAACUGAACAGCGCCAACGAUAAUCCCAUUAUUGAUCAUCGUACAGAUAAAAUUUUGCAUGGAGCAAAUUUUCAGGGAGAAACCAUGUCUAUCGCAAUGGAUCAAACACGACAGGCACUUGGAAUUUGCGGGAAGCUACAAUUUGCUCAAUUUUCAGAGGUUGUAAAUGAGAAGCUGAAUUUUGGAUUACCACCGAAUCUUAGUGGAUGUGAUAUCAACGUGGAUUUUGGAUUCAAAGGGUGUGAUACAGCCAUGGCCUCUUACAUGUCUGAACUCGAUCACUUUGUCAACCCUAUGAGUAAUCAUGUGUUAAGUGCCGAGACACAUAACCAGUCAAUCAACUCAAUGGCUUUGGUUAGCGCUCGAUUCACCUCAGAGGCAGUGGAAAUUUUACAAAUGAUGACAGCAAACUUGCUUCUUCUGACUGCGCAAGCCGUCGAUCUACGUCAUAUCCGGAACAUCGUUUUAAAAGAAGUCCACACGAUGACACAAGAAUAUCCGGAUCUAGCGACAACGUUAGAUAAGAUAGAAUGGUAUGAACUGCUGUUUUCAUCUAAAAAGAAAAAUGCUAAGGAGACAGAUGUCCGAUCAGUAGGUGACCAGAUUGAAGCAAACGAUCGUCUAUCGAAGAGAUUGUCCGACUUGUACAGUUCUGCUUGUGAUGGAAAAAUGGAUGCCUCUAAACAGAUGGGUCAAGGCACAAUGAAAAUGUACAACUUUAUUCGAAAAGACCUUGACAUUCCCUUCUACUGUGGACAAAAUGGGAUCGAUUCCUGGCUAAGAAAGAUCCUAGAGUCAAUACAGAGCAGAGAUAUAGAAAAUGUUCUGGAGGAGAUAUUUACACCAAUCGUGAAGACAGGUGACUUGAACGGCAAAAUGUGAAUUGUAACGUGAACAUAUAGAACACGAACGGCAAAAUGUGAAGUGUAACGUGAACACAUGUGACAUGAACGGCAAAGUGUGAACUGUAACCAUAUUGUCCGUCUUACGACUAUGUACUUUUGUAUAAAAAAACUCUUAAGGUUGCUUUAAAUGAAAAAAAAGAUAAUUAUUUAUAUUUACCAUGAUUCUUACAUAGAUAUUUGUAUUAAUGGUGUGUUUUGAAGAUAACAAAUGACUUACAUUAUUUACUUUGGUAAGGAGAGACCACUAAGAUAUAUUUUAUUUUUUUCUCCCAUUAUUGCAAAUCUCAGCAGAAAUAUUUUAUAAUUCAUAAGUUGUAUCAUUUGAAUAAUAUUCGGAAUAAUGGACAACACAGAUUCAUAAACUCUCAAUAUAAUGUGGUAAAUAUAUGUUUAUGCAAUGUUAAUAUUUUUAACGUUAUGCAUUCCGAUUUUUGGGACAUUACAUUUCCCUCAAAAUUUAGAAACAUGCUAGAUAUAUUUAGAUAAAUACAUUUCGAUUUAACAUGUAUUGAAUAGAAUUGGCUUUCAAAAUGAGAAAAAAAAAUAAAAGAAUUUCAGUACCAUUUUGCAUUUAAUUUGAGGAUGAAUUUAAAUAUGACUAAUUUAGAGUUCAGUUAAUUUAUGAAGAAAAUGUAUUCUUGUCUAAUGUUUUUUUUCUUCUAAUUCGUGCUGUUCAGACAAAAGAAACACUUUUUUGAGCUGCACAUAGAGGAAUGCAUUUUUUUAAUGUUCAUGCUUAGACUUUUACAAGUUAUUUUUAUAUUCAUUGAAAUCUGGUUUUGUGAAAACUGACAUUAAUAUGUAAUUAUGAUAUUGAGUUUAAUAUUUUGUUUUUAACAUAUGCAUUUUGUUCUAACUGAAUCAAAUCACAUAUUCACACCCAUGUAAAUUACUAUAUUUUACAUGAAAUAAAUGAAUAUAAAAGCUUA
Molecule: messenger RNA, 2904 nt
Organism: Mytilus trossulus (common blue mussel)
Lineage: Eukaryota; Metazoa; Mollusca; Bivalvia; Mytilida; Mytilidae
Exons: 3
Coding region: 75-1952 (625 amino acids)
Biological process (GO): L-phenylalanine catabolic process
Cellular component (GO): cytoplasm
Molecular function (GO): ammonia-lyase activity
Source: RefSeq, a predicted model, not a curated record